Molecule: messenger RNA, 1478 nt
Organism: Papaver somniferum (opium poppy)
Lineage: Eukaryota; Viridiplantae; Streptophyta; Magnoliopsida; Ranunculales; Papaveraceae
Product: alpha/beta hydrolase domain-containing protein 17B-like
Exons: 5
Coding region: 201-1316 (371 amino acids)
Source: RefSeq, a predicted model, not a curated record
GAAAAAUAAAGUAAAGUUUUUUCCUUCUCCUUUCUUCUUCUUCUUCUUCUUCUUCUUCUUCUUCACUUUCUCUGUGUAAUAAUCUAUGCAAUAAGAUGAUAACACUACCUUUACUCUUCUAAAGAGAUGAGGAUAACCAAGUUCUGAAUACUGGGUUUUUGUUAGUUUUGAUUCUCAACUACUAGAGAGAAGAAGAUAUCAUGGGAGGAGUAACAUCAUCAAUGGCAGCAAAGUUAGCAUUCUUUCCACCAAACCCAGCAUCAUAUAAGCUAGUAACAGAUGAAAUAACUGGUAUCAUAACACUAAACACAUAUCCACAUAGAGAAAAUGUUGAGAUACUUAAAUUACCAACACGUAAAGGAAAUGAAAUUGUUGCUAUGUAUAUUAGACAUCCCAUGGCUACUUCUACUCUUCUAUAUUCUCAUGGAAAUGCUGCGGAUCUUGGUCAGAUGUAUGAGCUUUUCAUUGAAUUGAGUAUCCACUUAAAGGUUAAUCUCAUGGGGUACGAUUAUGCAGGAUAUGGACAGUCAUCUGGGAAGCCAAGUGAGCAUAACACGUACGCAGAUGUAGAAGCUGUAUAUAAGUGCUUAGAAGAAAGCUAUGGCGCAAAACAGGAAAAUAUCAUUCUUUACGGUCAAUCGGUUGGAAGUGGUCCCACGCUGGAUCUAGCAGCUCGUUUGCCUCGAUUAAGAGCCGCUGUUCUCCACAGUCCUAUACUAUCAGGCUUAAGAGUCAUGUAUCCUGUAAAGCGGACAUACUGGUUUGACAUCUACAAGAACAUUGACAAAAUCCCAUUAGUUAGCUGUCCUGUGCUGAUCAUUCAUGGAACAGCUGAUGAAGUUGUUGACUGUUCACAUGGGAAGCAACUUUGGGAGUUGUGUAAAGAGAAGUAUGAACCUCUAUGGCUUAAAGGAGGAAAUCACUGUAAUUUGGAGCUCUAUCCUGAGUACAUUGCGCACCUCAAGAAGUUUGUUCAGAGUGUCGAGAAACCAGCUUCCCGUAGAAGCACUUGUAGACGGAGUGUUGACCGAUUAGAACAUACUAGGCGGAGCACUGACUGUUUUGAGGCAUCAAGGAAGAGCACUGAUCGAAGAGAGAGUAACAUAAGAGAGAGCACUGACAAGCCUGAGAAACUGAAAGGUCUCGACUUCAAGCCUAAUAUAUACCAAUUAGAAAAGCUGAGAAUGCCUUUUGAUCAAAUGGAGAGGUCUAGAAGAAGUGUAGAUUGUCUUGAAAAAUCUCGAAAAAGUAUAGACCACCAGGUUGAGAGAGCGCGGAAGAGCGUCGACCGAUUGGAUAGAGUAUGGGCCGGGUAAAAUUCUUCUCACUUAAUGUAUAAUGAUUCAAAUUUUCGGUUUGUGAAAAAUGAAAUAAAAAGUUAUUUUAGCAUUUUAAUUUAUGGUUCUGGUCUGUGGAGUUUGGUUGUGGAAGUUCCGUUAAUAACUCUGUUGCACGGAAUGAAAAAGGGUUUGCUAUCC